AUGCCUCGCGUGGACAUAGACCUCAAGCUGGACUUUAAGGAUGUCCUCUUCAGACCCAAGAGGAGCAGCCUCAAGAGUCGCUCAGAGGUGGACCUUAAGAGGACGUUCACAUUCCGCAACUCCAAACAGACCUACACUGGCAUCCCCAUCAUCGCUGCCAACAUGGACACCACAGGAACGUUUGAGAUGGCACGGGUCCUCAGCAAACACACCCUCUUCACAGCCAUUCAUAAACACUACUCGGUAGAAGACUGGAAAAACUUUGCUGCUACUCAUCCUGACUGCUUAGAGCAUGUAGCUGCCAGCUCAGGCAGCGGCACUGCAGAUCUGGAGAAGCUGUGUGCCAUCUUGGAGGCCGUCCCUGCUCUCAAGUACAUCUGUCUGGAUGUGGCCAACGGCUACUCUGAGUACUUUGUGGAGUUUGUCAAGACGGUCAGAGGAAAGUUCCCCAAACACACCAUCAUGGCUGGUAACGUAGUAACAGGGGAGAUGGUGGAGGAGCUCAUCCUCUCCGGUGCUGACAUCAUCAAAGUCGGCAUCGGGCCAGGGUCUGUGUGCACGACAAGGAUCAAGACAGGAGUGGGCUACCCGCAACUCAGUGCUGUGAUAGAGUGUGCAGACUCAGCCCAUGGACUCAAAGGACACAUUAUCUCUGACGGUGGCUGCAGUUGCCCAGGAGAUGUAGCUAAGGCCUUUGGCGCAGGUGCUGACUUUGUAAUGAUGGGAGGGAUGCUUGCAGGCCAUGACCAGUGCUCUGGGGAGCUCAUUGAGAAGAACGGCAAGAAAUACAAACUCUUCUAUGGCAUGAGCUCCGACACAGCCAUGAAGAAAUAUGUCGGUGGAGUUGCUGAGUAUAGGGCAUCUGAGGGGAGGACAGUGGAGGUUCCCUAUAGAGGAGAUGUGGAGAACACCAUCCUUGAUGUGUUGGGGGGCCUCCGCUCCACCUGCACCUACGUGGGUGCCGCCAAGCUCAAAGAGCUGAGCAGGAGAACCACCUUCAUCCGUGUCACACAGCAGUCCAGCCAGAUGUUCACUUAGAAGGGCGCACACAUGUCCGCACACACAGGUUGCAUGAUAUGCAUUGUACAUUUACUGUGCAGCUUAAACAUGCAAUAGCAGGACAGUGGUAUGACACAUCCAGCAGAAUCCCACACAGACACUUCUACAUCAUCACCCAACCUAUUCCUCUCAGGAUAUCUGUCAGAAAGCUGUUAGUCUCCUGCAGGUUGUGAUUAAAAUAAACUCAAGAGUUUUACUUGGUAACACUAUCCCAGAAGAAUCACAGCACUCUAAUCAACUUAAUCCUACAGUGAGGGCAUUUACAUGCUUACAGACACAAUAAUAUGCCAUCAUUGAAUGUACCAGAUUUCAUUUUUGAAUGGGCGCAUGCAGAUGUCCCAGUUAAUAAAGCUUGGAUAAAUUCUCAGAUCUAAUCUUUCAAAAUACUCUUUUAGCUUGGGUAUAUAGAGAAGUCGGGAUGUUUCUAGAUUAACAGCAUAUCGAGAAUAAACAAGACUGUGAGCUAUGUGAAAUACACGGGUAUAUGUAAACACACUCAGCAGGAGGAGGCUGUUACACGUGCUAAGAUAAUUUGGGGAAACUGUGUAGCUUUAUGUUGGAAAUGCAAGAAUCAAUAUGCAAGAUGUGGGGUCACCCUUUAACUGUCACUGGAGAAAUCAUGUUGCAAUAAACUGCAUGCAGGGCC
Molecule: messenger RNA, 1705 nt
Organism: Micropterus dolomieu (smallmouth bass)
Lineage: Eukaryota; Metazoa; Chordata; Actinopteri; Centrarchiformes; Centrarchidae
Gene: gmpr
Product: guanosine monophosphate reductase
Exons: 9
Coding region: 1-1038 (345 amino acids)
Biological process (GO): nucleotide metabolic process
Cellular component (GO): GMP reductase complex
Molecular function (GO): GMP reductase activity
Source: RefSeq, a predicted model, not a curated record